GAGGGGGGCAGUGGGCGGGGGCGGGGGCUGGGAGGAGGUGCCGCGAGGGGUGGAGCGCGCAGCGGAGCCUGCUCUCGGAGUUUUGACAGUACCGGAGCUGAAAUUGUCAGCGGCGGCAAGCGCAGGAAAGUUGAGAGGAGCUCGUGGCCCCAGAACAAAGCUUGAGAAAAACCAUGGUGAAUCCGGGCAGCAGCUCGCAGCCGCCCCCGGUGACGGCCGGCUCCCUCUCCUGGAAGCGGUGCGCAGGCUGCGGGGGCAAGAUUGCGGACCGCUUUCUGCUCUAUGCCAUGGACAGCUAUUGGCACAGCCGGUGCCUCAAGUGCUCCUGCUGCCAGGCGCAGCUAGGCGACAUCGGCACGUCCUGUUACACCAAAAGUGGCAUGAUCCUUUGCAGAAAUGACUACAUUAGGUUAUUUGGAAAUAGCGGUGCUUGCAGCGCUUGCGGACAGUCGAUUCCUGCGAGUGAACUCGUCAUGAGGGCGCAAGGCAAUGUGUAUCAUCUUAAGUGUUUUACAUGCUCUACCUGCCGGAAUCGCCUGGUCCCGGGAGAUCGGUUUCACUACAUCAAUGGCAGUUUAUUUUGUGAACAUGAUAGACCUACAGCUCUCAUCAAUGGCCAUUUGAAUUCACUUCAGAGCAAUCCACUACUGCCAGACCAGAAGGUCUGCUAAAAGGUCAGAGUAAUGCAGAAUGCGUGCCUUCAUCUCAGAUUUGUUCAUCACAGGUGGAUCCCAUGUGUCUUCAGUAGACAAGUCACCUUUGUAGCUAGCACCAGUGCCAGCUCCAUGCCAUUGCACCUUCUUUAGUCUUGAUUGCCCUUCCCGCAUUUAUUGGUGUAUUAAAAUGACUGAAUAUGAACAUUAAGGACUCCAUGAACCUGGGCUAAUGGGAGACUGUAGAGAAAAUGAAAAAAGAUCCACCAGAGGACAUCUUGGGGAGGGGGAGGGAGCUGGGGGGGAGGGAAAUGACUAAUGAAGCUAAUUAAAAGAAGCAUUCAAAUCUGCUUUCUACCCUCAUUAACAAUUAGCAGGGCACUGGCCAGAGUUUGUACCCUGUGUUUUACCUUAACAACAUUCUAUUUGCUCUUUGUAUAUUUAAGUGUUGUAAGGAAACGUGUUUCAAUCAAAACUGACCAUGAGAUAAAGGAAAGAGAUGUGGCUUUUGUGAUAUUCUAUCACAAACACUUAUUGUAUCUCUGUAAAAUACAAUGUAUGUAUGCAUGUAAGUGUUUUUGUCCUAAUGUUGCUACUCCCAUGGCAAAGAAAAAAAGAAAGAAUGAAAAAAAGAAAAAAAAUUGGAAAAAAAAAUCAGGCUCAUAGCAGCUACUGUGUAGAAAAUUCCCCCUACUUCUAAUUUGCUGAAUGAAGAAAAAAAAAUCUUUUAUUUGUGAUAUUUUCAGAGACAUUUGCUCUAGUAUGGUGUAUUUAAAUAAUAAAAACUUAAAAGAAAAAAUAUUUAAUGGUGUUUGGGUUUAAACACUGCUUUUUCUCUUCUGUAUUUUGAAAAAAUUUAGUUUUUAUUGUUGUUGAAUAACAAGCUCACUUUAAAUUUGAAGGAGUUGAGGGAGGUGGAGUGUAUAUUUAUUUAGCUCUGGGCCAGUAAGGUAUUCUUCAAAUUACUUAACCACGCCAUUAUUGGCAGGGGUACAAAGUAGUUUCUAACAGGGUCCUUUCUAUAAGUCAAGAAUAUUCUGUUAACAGCAUUUCGUUACACUUCUAUAUCACAGUAAGUCUUCUGUGUUUAUAAAUACUUGAGUGUCCACUAUUUUGUUUAUUCUUUUCCUCAAUAGCAAAGCCCUUGGGUAUUGAUGAAAAGUAUGUAUAAAAAAAAAUACGGCACAACCAUCCUGUUCUCUUAUUGAGUUUAUAGCUUUUGAAGGAAGUCACAAUUUCUAAGUCAUACCUGUACAUAUUUUGAAGCUCACUUAGUUGUAGGGACCCAGAGCUCUUUUUUUUAUAGUGAUCUUUGAUGGGUGAAGUAGCCAUUUCCUGGUGACCCUUAGGCUCGUGUGGUUGGCUGUAAGAUGUUUAUUUUGUUUUGCUCCUACACUUCUUUACUGACUCUGCGUUUCCUUAUGUAUUUUGGGGGAAGAUUCUGACUUCAUUUAGUCUUAGUCUUGAGAUACUGAGUUGCUGGUUGCAGGCAGCAGAGUGUCCACCACAGUGCCUGCACUGCCCGCAGAGCUGCCCUCCGGAAAGCAUGCAGUAUAACAGCCAGUGCUGGAAGGAGGAAAACCAAAUAGGCCUGGAGGCUGAGGUUGUACUGCCAGCUUCCUUAGAUGUGAGCAAAUUUCAACUACAACUUCCAUCACAGGCUAAUAAAACCAGGUGUGUGAACGCUACUAUUUUAAAUUUUCUUUUUUAAGAUGGCAUUUUAUUUUAUUCCAGAAAAGCGCCUGAUGUAGACCCUCCCUCUGAGAACAGCCGUGGAGCCAUGUAGAGAGGUGUAGCUCAGCGCAUCUCAACUACCAGUCAGCUUCCCUUUGAGAACUUCUGUGCUCACUUCCUGUUUUCGGAGAUUCCAGGGCAGGGGAAAAAAAAAAAUCAGUUGAACUUCAAACCUCCUAGAGGAGAUUGUAAAGGCAUAGAGUUGAAGUGAAUAGUUUUGUUAGAACCUUAUAAAAAUAAAAUGCAAGAAAAUAAUAUGAAGAAAUCACAUAUAUAUGUUUGAAUUAGAUGUCUGUUUGAAUUAGAUCCUUGGGGAAUUUCUUCAAACUAGUUCUGGUUCUUAUAUUUGUUUGUUUUUUUUCCUUUAAGGAACUUUCUGAAAGAAGUUAGACUGGGAUGGUAAAGGGGGAAAUGGGUUAAUGAGAUUGCAGGCAUUUUCUAUAUUCUUUUUGGCAUAAGCACUUAUGUCCCUGAUAUGUACAAAUUCAAAGGAGGUGGUUAAUAACUUUAGUAAAUAAUAUAUUGUGGCAUUUAGUGAUGUGGAGGGCUAAGGUCAUUACGGACUUUAAAUAAACUAUUAUAUGGCUGGUUCCUCAA
Molecule: messenger RNA, 2984 nt
Organism: Pan troglodytes (chimpanzee)
Lineage: Eukaryota; Metazoa; Chordata; Mammalia; Primates; Hominidae
Gene: LMO4
Product: LIM domain only 4
Exons: 5
Coding region: 174-671 (165 amino acids)
Source: RefSeq, a predicted model, not a curated record